AUGUCUAGCUCCGAAGGGUUAAAGAAAACCACCAUUAACCGCGACCCGCUGCAGAGGCCAACUCAACAGACUGCCGAUAAAGCCCGUGCGACAUGGCUCGCGAACCUGACCAAGGAAGUCAGCCAGGGCACCGGCGAGCUGCACCCUGUGCUGCAAGAAUUCCAGCACCUCAUUGAAUCCAACCCACGCAUCUACAUGCUGUUCCAGUCCAUGUGGGCCCAGGCACAGGAGCAGGGGGGUCCGGACCGGAACCGUAGCCAUGAAGUCCAAGACUACCAGCAGAUGCUACAAGUGCUGAACUAUAUCAUCACGCACGCACCGCCGUACACGGAAAUCCUCGCUGGGGUUCCCAUAAUCGGGGUGUUCCAAUACGCCAUCCCGACAGUCAGCGGCUACGCUGUCUUCGUUGACCCGGAGGUCAACGCCAUGCUCAAAAAGGUACUGGAUGCGUGGAGCCAGUUUCUCUCCUCGCCGGAAUCAGCAUCUGUGCUCGAUACCUCGUCCACGGGCUGGUUUGGGGACGCAUCGAUGCGCAAACUGAUCAGCAUGGGUAAUGUCGGCGGCACGACCUACGAGUUUGACGAGCUGUUCGUCUGCGACCGCACUGCUCCCAACUACGGCUUCCGGUCUUGGGAUGCGUUCUUCACGCGCCCGUUUAGAGAGAACAUUCGGCCCGUCGCCUCACCAGAUGACGACGCGGUCAUCGCCAAUGCAUGCGAAUCGCAGCCCUUCACUUUGGCCAUGGAUGUGAAAGCUCGGGAUAGUUUCUGGAUCAAAGGCCAGACCUAUUCCCUGGUUGAUAUGUUUGGGGCUGGGUUUCCGGACUGUUUCAUCGGCGGGACUAUCUACCAAGGUUACCUAGACACGUUUAGUUAUCACCGGUGGCACGCGCCUGUCUCGGGGAAGGUUGUGAAGGCAUACACGAUUGACGGGACUUAUUGUUCUACGCCCCGAGCCAUAGACAAGGAUGCUGACGAUGGCCAAGAAGGGGUCGAAAUUGCAUAUCAGGUGUAUCUGUCCGCAAUGGCGACACGAGCAGUGAUCUUCAUUCAGUCGGAUGACCCGGAUAUCGGCCUGGUGGGCUUUCUGGGGAUUGGUAUGGUAGAAAUCUCAACGUGUGACAUUACUGUGAAAGAAGGGGAGUUUGUCAAGAAGGGAGACCAAAUUGGAAUGUUUCAUUAUGGAGGAUCGUCCCAUUGUGUCGUCUUCCAGGAAGGGGUCAAUGUGACGGGAUUCCCGGAGAUUGGAAGCAAGGAGAACGUGCCUGUCCGGGGCAGAUUGGCUGUUUUGCAGCGGUAG
Molecule: messenger RNA, 1299 nt
Organism: Aspergillus nomiae NRRL 13137
Lineage: Eukaryota; Fungi; Ascomycota; Eurotiomycetes; Eurotiales; Aspergillaceae
Product: phosphatidylserine decarboxylase family protein
Exons: 3
Coding region: 1-1299 (432 amino acids)
Biological process (GO): phosphatidylethanolamine biosynthetic process
Cellular component (GO): mitochondrion
Molecular function (GO): phosphatidylserine decarboxylase activity
Source: RefSeq, a predicted model, not a curated record